AUGGCUGUUGGACUGGCCCGCAAGGGCUACGCCAUCCAGAAGGGCGACUGGAUCGUCGUCCACGCCGUUGCCGGAAUCCCAAAACUCACCAACGGCGAGGGAGUCCACGCCGUCUUUGAUAGUAUCGGCCAGGCUAACUUCGAGUCGAGCUUGAACAUUGUCCAUCCGUUGGGAACAUUAGUAUUUAAUAGCGCAAGUGGCGAGAUCCCCCCCCCUCCCCCACCCCUGAAUCUCGUGUGUCUUGCCGGCAAGAAUGUCAAGUUGACGUGGGAUACAGUGGAGUAUUUACAGAAGGGUCAGUUGGAGGUUGCGGUCCAUAAGGUGUGCCCUGUUGAAGAUGUUCAGCAGGCUCAUUUGGACCUUGAGGGUCGCAAGACUACCAGCAAGCUACUCCUCAAGAUCCAAUAA
This is a messenger RNA of Linnemannia hyalina, 408 nucleotides long. The record is from the annotation of a GenBank genome assembly. Lineage: Eukaryota; Fungi; Mortierellomycota; Mortierellomycetes; Mortierellales; Mortierellaceae.